This is a messenger RNA of Cinclus cinclus, 1601 nucleotides long. RefSeq names its product sarcoglycan beta (gene SGCB). Gene Ontology annotation, cellular component: sarcolemma; sarcoglycan complex. Gene Ontology annotation, biological process: muscle organ development. The transcript is spliced from 6 exons. The record is from RefSeq and is a predicted model, not a curated record. Lineage: Eukaryota; Metazoa; Chordata; Aves; Passeriformes; Cinclidae. Bases 2 to 949 code for a protein of 315 amino acids.
GAUGGCGGCGGCCGCCCCCGAGCAGCAAAGUUCUAAUGGCCCAGUGAAGAAGUCUAUGCGAGAGAAGGCAGUGGAACGCAGGAACGUUAAUAAGGAGCACAACAGUAACUUCAAAGCAGGAUACAUUCCAAUUGAUGAAGACCGUCUCCAUAAGACAGGGUUACGUGGCAGGAAAGGCAACUUGGCAAUAUGUGUGAUUGUUGUUCUUUUUAUUUUGGCCGUCAUCAAUCUGAUUAUUACCCUGGUUAUCUGGGCAGUGAUAAGAAUUGGUCCUAAUGGUUGUGACAGUAUGGAAUUCCAUGAGAGUGGCUUGUUGCGCUUUAAGCAGGUGUCUGACAUGGGUGUUAUACAUCCCUUAUACAAAAGCACUGUAGGAGGGAGACGGAAUGAAGACUUGGUGAUCACUGGGAAUAAUCAGCCUAUUGUAUUUCAGCAAGGAACAACCAAGCUUAGCGUGGAAAAAGACAAAACUUCUAUUACCAGUGAUAUUGGCAUGGAAUUUGUUGACCCACGAACGCAAAAUACUUUGUUCAGCACUGACUAUGAAACCCAUGAGUUUCAUCUGCCAAAUGGGGUUAAAAUCUUGAAUGUACAAAAGGCCUCUACAGAGAGGAUUACCAGCAAUGCAACCAGUGAUCUAAACAUAAAGGUUGAUGGUCGUGCCAUUGUCCGGGGAAAUGAAGGUGUUUUUAUCACAGGCAAGACAAUUGAGUUUCGGAUGGGUGGAAACAUGGAACUUAAAGCAGAAAACAGCAUCAUCCUGAACGGGACUGUGAUGGUCAGCCCAUCACGACUGCCAAGUUCUUCUUACGGGGAGCAGUUCAAUAACGGCAACUGGCUGCGCUUCAAGCUCUGCAUGUGUGCGGACGGGACGCUGUUCAAGGUUCAGGUGACAGGGCAUAACAUGGGCUGUCAGACCUCUGUCAACCCCUGUGGAGCCACACACUGAAACAGACUGCUGCUGGGACAGCUCUCGUUGUGUUUACAUAGAUUUGUAUGAAGUAAUUGCAUGCCUUCAAGGGUUUCUUUUUUUACAGUGGUUUAUACUAACAUUUCUUACAUAGGAUUUUUAAAGAAGGGCUGUUAUGGUCAGCAGCAUUAGGUCAUCAUCCUGUUAGCUGCAGUAGUGGCACUGAAUCAGUAAACUUUCAGUGUACAUGCAUACUGAAGUACCUUCUCAAAUUGGGAUCAGUGGAAUAUACAUGUAAAGAACGUGAUCUCGGCAACAACUCUACUGCCCACGCUUGUCUCUACAGGAGGUUUUUGUCCUGUGUCCCAAGGCCUUGAAGACUGCUGCAAACACACAACUGCAGUCUGAAGUACUUCAACAGGAAUGUCAACCUUUUGUUGGAAAUAGUUUUUCCUAAGACGGCUGAAUUGGCAGUCUUUUCUCUUCUUUUUUGUUGAUACAUUGAUUUACCCCAAACUUAGGUGGUUUACCAGGUGUGUAGUGAGAGGGGUAAUGGCAGAUUCACUUUAAAAUAUUGCAUUAUUUCUGACAUGUAUUCUCAUGGGUUUUUUUAAAAAAAUGCUAUCAUAAAUAGUAUUUGGAAAGUAAUACUGAAUAUUGAAAUGUAACUUGAAGUAAUCUUGCAGUUGUU